AUGGUUACUAUGAUUCAUCGGCUUUUUCAACAUCUUUAUAUUGUUUUAAUAUCGAUUAUAUCGAUAUUUAAUAUUUCAUUAAUCUAUUUGAUUGAUGUAAAUGAUGAAGAUAAUAUGGAUGAUCAUGAUGAAAAUGCAAUCAAUGAAUCCAUGUAUAAAUAUUCUGAAACAGUUACUGAAAUACCACUCGAUCCAGUUAUAGAUCUUCAAAGCCGACAAAUACCUGAUUGUAUUGUACACAAUAACAAUCAAAAUUAUAUAAGACUUGGAAAAACUCGACCUUGUCAUCGAGACCCAACGAAUAUUGUUGAGAAUAGUAAUAAUGCUGCUGAAAAACCAGAUGAAUUAUUAUCAUGUUUUAAAAAAUUCUUUCUUGAUAUUCUUAAUGAUGAACAAUCACGUCAACAACAUCUUUUGAAUGAUCAAGCGAUCUCAGCAACAACAUCAAUAGAUAUAUUAUCUGAUCAAAUAAUACAAGAUGAAGAUAAAAUCGAUGAUGAUGAAAUGAUAUUACCUACUUAUUCAAUGAGUACACAUUUUCGAAAAAAACGGAAUCCUGUCUGUCCUAUUCAAGGAUAG
Molecule: messenger RNA, 579 nt
Organism: Rotaria sp. Silwood1
Lineage: Eukaryota; Metazoa; Rotifera; Eurotatoria; Philodinida; Philodinidae
Source: the annotation of a GenBank genome assembly